This is a messenger RNA of Ruditapes philippinarum (Manila clam), 1678 nucleotides long. RefSeq lists its product as uncharacterized. The record is from RefSeq and is a predicted model, not a curated record. Lineage: Eukaryota; Metazoa; Mollusca; Bivalvia; Venerida; Veneridae. The transcript is spliced from 9 exons. Bases 160 to 1299 code for a protein of 379 amino acids.
UCAAUAUGGUUGACUUACGAAAGGUAUCAAGGUUUAUCAGGUCAAAUCAUUUUGAUAUGAGAUUGAAACUAAGACAUAUUUGUACACACUGACUGAUAAUUUACUUCACUUUGUCCUUGACGCACAUACGUGAAUCAUACAAACGCAUUUAGUGCAAAAAUGGCGACCGAUAUCAAUGUUGCGUCUGGAUUUACCGAUGAAGCAAACCCGAGCUGCUUCGAUAUCCGGGCAAUGCCACCGCAACCGAAGGAGGCAAAACCGGGACAGCUGCCAGAACAAAUGAUAAAGAAAUUUUUUGAAGACGGUUUUGUGAUCGUGGAAGAUUUUUUUGACAAGAAACUCCUAGACGACUGUAGAGAGGCCGUGAAUGAGCUGGUAGAACAACUAGCUCAGAAGUUAUUUAAAGCUGGUAAAAUAAAAGAUCUAUACAAAGAUUUCGGAUUUUUCGAACGACUGAUAAAAAUAGAGGCAGAUUUUCCUGGAGCAAAUGUUAUUCUGCAUAAAUACGGAAAACUUCCUCCGGCAUUCAAGUCACUCUGGACAAAUGAUAAACUGCUGAAUGUUGUGGAACAAUUGAUAGGACCAAAUAUAGCAGGGCAUCCUGUUUGGAAUCUGAGGACUAAAACCCCGCAAAAUGAGGCAACCACUGUCCCAUGGCAUCAAGAUGUAGGGUACCUGGACAAUAACUCAUACAAGGUGUUACAGCCGACAGCAUGGAUACCACUUCUAGACACCAACGAGUUUAAUGGAUGCAUGGAGCUCAUGAAUAAAGGUCAUAGAACAGGCAAAGUCGGGACACAUCAGUGUUGCCAUGGCGGCACGUGGUACGUAAUGCUGGAGGAAGACGAAAUGAAACAGAAAUUAGACAUUGAUGUUGAGAAAGAUAAAGUAUUAUGUCGUGUACCGUAUGGCGGAAUGCUGUUGCUGAAUAACAUGAUACCGCACAGAAGUUUGCCGAACGUUUCCGACCAAACACGAUGGAGUCUCGACCUCCGAUGGCAAAACCCGAAACUUCCGAAUGGUUUCUACGGCAUGAAAGAAUGUGUAUUGAUGAGAACAGAGGAUAAUCCGAAUCUAAAGGUUGACUGGGACAAAUUCGAGGGAAUAGAUAGAGACACAGUACAAAGAAAGUCUGUAGAGGACAUGAAAGACGUUAUUCCUAAAGCCGAAGAUGACGAUUUUGAUAUCACGAUCCAGGGUCCGUGGAUGAAGAAAUGGGAAAUAGUGCACGUGAAUGAUCAUGUCAGCAAAUUGGAUGCAAAUAAAGAUUAUGCAACAUGGCAUGGUCACAAAGCAUAAACAAUCAUUGAAAAAUUGUGAUAACUUAAACGAUUUGGAAAAAUUAUGACCAAUGAUAGACACAUGACCACAACUCUUGGACGACACGUUUCUGUUGAAUAAACAGUUUCUUGCGUAGAAAAUAAGCUUCUUGCAUGAUUAUAGUCAUUUCACAAAAUUUGUAAUUUGUUCAUUGAAAGUUUACAAUUAUAAGUCUUCAUAGACUAUACUUUCUAGUUAAAAUAUCAUAGUAAAAAUGGCGAAGUACAGUGUAGUAUAAUUAGAGAAAAUGUCAAAGUAUAUUAAUAAAUAUCUUAAAGUGGUUUCUUACGAUUUAUAGAUUUGCUAAAAAUGCAAGUCUAUUACUAAUUAAUAAACAAAUAAAAUCUAGAAUAGAAAA